ACCCACACACAACAUAUCCACAUGGAUUUCACAUGAUAAUCAUAAUAUAAUAAUAAUCUCAGUUUCAAGCAAACAAUAAUCAUCCUCAACAUUCAACAAUGGGGUUGGUUUCAUUCCUCUCAACACUCCCAACCCUGCUUCCAAACACUCCAUCACCCUCCUCCAGAUGCCCAAUUCCUUAUGGUGUGAUUAGUUGUAAAAUUGAGGAUGGUGGUAGCAAUGGGGUUGGAAGGAGGGAAGUUCUUAAAUGCUUUGGGGCUGCCAUUAGCCUGGAAUUGGUGGCAAGCUCGAGCCCGAUCCCAAGCCCUUUUGUGGAGGUAGCCAACGCUGCUGAUCUGAUACAGCGAAGACAACGUUCGGAUUUUCAGUCAAGUAUAAAGACAACCCUCUAUACGGCCCUCAAGGCAAAUCCAGAGCUCGUUUCACCCGUAUUAACAUUAGCACUUAAUGAUGCUGUGACAUACGAUAAGGCUACAAAAACUGGAGGCCCGAAUGGAUCCAUACGGUUCAGUGCGGAGAUCAGCAGACCGGAAAACAGUGGACUCGCUGCUGCUUUAUCUAUGGUUGAGGAAGCAAAAAAAGAGAUCGAUUCUUACUCGAAAGGUGGACCGAUCUCAUAUUCUGAUCUCAUCCAAUUAGCAGCACAAAGUGCUCUUAAAGCUACAUUUUUGGCUUCGGCUAUUCGGAAAUGUGGUGGCAAUGAAGAAAAAGGAAACCUGUUAUACUCGGCGUAUGGAUCAAGUGGACAGUGGGGAUUAUUCGAUAGGCAAUUUGGACGGUCCGAUGCUCAAGAGCCUGAUCCUGAGGGAAGAGUACCCGACUGGUCAAAUGUGAGUGUUCAAGAAAUGAAAGACAAGUAUACAGCCCUCGGAUUCGGUCCUCGCCAGCUGGCAGUAAUGUCUGCAUUCUUGGGUCCAGAUCAACUGGCAACUGAAGCCAAAUUAGCAACGGAUCCAGAUGUUGCUAAAUGGGUCGAAAAAUACCAACGGAGCAGAGAAACGGUCUCCCAAACCGACUAUGAGGUCGAUUUGAUAACGACUCUUACAAAAAUGAGUUGUUUGGGUCAAAACAUCAACUACGAGGCAUACUCGUACGCUGUCCCUAAACUUGACUUCUCAAAACUCAAACUGUGAAAAAUUCGAUACGCCAACUUAUGAUGAUGAAAUGAGCAAAACUAGUCGAGUCAAUAAUAUAAUCGGUCCAGGACGCGAAAUGUGUAAAGACUUGUAUGUUUUUAUAAGUAGUGCAGAGUAAGUUUUUGUAAAAUUGACAUUCAUGUUUGAAAAGUCUAAUAACUUGUCAUCAUCA
Messenger RNA from Helianthus annuus (common sunflower), 1308 nucleotides. Its product is annotated as thylakoid lumenal 29 kDa protein, chloroplastic. The record is from RefSeq and is a predicted model, not a curated record. The coding region runs from base 99 to 1133 and encodes 344 amino acids. Gene Ontology annotation, biological process: hydrogen peroxide catabolic process; cellular response to oxidative stress; response to reactive oxygen species. The transcript has 11 exons. Gene Ontology annotation, cellular component: chloroplast thylakoid membrane. Lineage: Eukaryota; Viridiplantae; Streptophyta; Magnoliopsida; Asterales; Asteraceae. Gene Ontology annotation, molecular function: heme binding; peroxidase activity.